AUGUUUUGCAGGGGGGCCGUGUGCGGACCACCUCUUGGAGUAGGCCGAAUGGUUUGGCCAGGGGCCUUGGCCGACCGCCUUGCACUUCUCGAGGGCUUGGAACAAAACUUGGCGUCCCCUGACUUAGCAGAAUGA
Molecule: messenger RNA, 135 nt
Organism: Colletotrichum orchidophilum
Lineage: Eukaryota; Fungi; Ascomycota; Sordariomycetes; Glomerellales; Glomerellaceae
Exons: 1
Coding region: 1-135 (44 amino acids)
Source: RefSeq, a predicted model, not a curated record